Messenger RNA from Heterocephalus glaber (naked mole-rat), 927 nucleotides. RefSeq names its product taste 2 receptor member 41 (gene Tas2r41). Gene Ontology annotation, molecular function: bitter taste receptor activity; G protein-coupled receptor activity. Gene Ontology annotation, cellular component: membrane. Lineage: Eukaryota; Metazoa; Chordata; Mammalia; Rodentia; Bathyergidae. The record is from RefSeq and is a predicted model, not a curated record. Gene Ontology annotation, biological process: sensory perception of taste; G protein-coupled receptor signaling pathway.
AUGGAACCAGCACUGACAAUCUUCUUUGCAUUGCUCUUUGUCCUGGUGUGUGUCCUGGGGAUCCUGGCCAAUGGCUUCAUCGUGCUGAUGCUGAGCAGGGAGAGGCUGCGGCGUGGUAGGCUGCUCCCCUCGGACAUGAUUCUCUUUGGCUUAGGUGCUUCCCGCUGUGGCCAUCAGUGUCUCGGGCUGGUGUACAACUUUUACUAUUCCUUCCACCUGGUUGACUUCUCCAAGAGUCUUGCCCGACAGUUCAUUUCUCUGCAAAUGGAAUUCCUGAACUCAUCCACCUUCUGGUUUGCUGCCUGGCUCAGCGUUCUGUUCUGUGUAAAGAUUGCUAACUUCUCCCAUCCUGCCUUCUUCUGGUUGAAGUGGAGGCUCCCAGCAUUGGUGCCCUGGCUCCUUCUAGGCUCUGUCCUCAUUUCCCUCUUGGUAACCUUGCUGUUCCUUUGGGGGAACUUCUCUGUGUAUCAAUCAUUUUUAAUGAGCAAACUUUCUGGAAACCUGACUGAGAAAGAAUGGAACAGGAACCUGGAAAUUCGCUAUUACAUGCCUCUGAAACUUGUCGUGUUGUCAAUUCCGUGCUCUCUUUUUCUGGUCUCGAUUUUGCUGUUGAUUGGUUCUCUGAGGAAACACAGCCUGAGAAUGCAGAACAACGCCCAUGACCCUCAGGGUCACAGCAACCAGGUUCACACCAGAGCUCUAAAGUCCCUCAUCUCCUUCCUUGUUCUCUAUGCACUAUCUUUCGUUUUCCUGGUCAUUGAUGCUACAGUCAUUAUCACCUCAGAUAGUAGGUGGUACUGGCCAUGGCAGAUCUUAGUCUACCUGAGCCUGUCUAUCCAUCCCUUCAUCCUUAUCAGAAGCAACCUCAAGCUUCGAGGCAUGGUCAGGCAGCUACUGGUGUUGUUCAGGGCCUUCUGGGUGCCCUAA